Messenger RNA from Poeciliopsis prolifica (blackstripe livebearer), 5068 nucleotides. RefSeq lists its product as uncharacterized. The transcript is spliced from 6 exons. NCBI's taxonomy places the organism in Eukaryota, Metazoa, Chordata, Actinopteri, Cyprinodontiformes, Poeciliidae. The record is from RefSeq and is a predicted model, not a curated record. Gene Ontology annotation, cellular component: nucleus. Gene Ontology annotation, biological process: regulation of transcription by RNA polymerase II. The coding region runs from base 361 to 2445 and encodes 694 amino acids.
CUUCCGGUGUGUCGCACAUAAAACCGCGCGUUGACUCUGCUGGAAUAUGGUGUCCAUGAUGACAACUUGAAAAUCCCAACUGCAGUGCGAGGCGACAGUAGCUGCUGGAACCAGUUCGGUGAGGAUGCGAGCGGGUCCGGCCCGGUUCGGGAGCCACCUGGCGGGGUCGCGUCCAGCGGCCGCCGGGCUCGCCUGACCUGGGCGGCCGCCGCUUUUGUUUACAUCCAGUCCAGGUGAAGAUGGGCCCGGAGAGGCGCGCUGGCUAGCCCCGCUGCCCGAGCUGCUUCCAGGGACGGUGUCAUCGGGAACCCGCUGUGUUCGGACCGGGUCGGUCCGUCCGAACCGCGCCGCCUGAGGGUGAUGGACGUGUCCUCUCAGGACCCCCCUCUCAUGGCCAUGGACCUAUCGAAGAGCUACACUCCACUGACCCGCAGCCGCACCGAAGCCGCAGACCUGGCUAAAAAGCCUGAGUGGUACCACCGACGGCCGGCGAACUGCAGCACAGACGGUACCUCUGCAUACAGAUCCUCGUCCUCCUACAGCCCGCUGUCCCAGCAGGGCGUCCCUGUCCGCUGCAGAGACAUGGAGCAGGGGCCAGAGUCUCUGGGCAGCUACAUAAGCUCGACUGUGGCUCCGGGUCUGGAUCUUUUUCACAGCAGAACGCAUGGCAACCUGUGGCACGGUGGCUACUACGGAACCGACCAAAGCGGGGAUCCGGUUCCCGAAAGCAGCGGCGCAGAGGAGAGCGACAGUGGCUCUGACGUUAUCUUCCUGGUUUCGUCCGCGAAGGAGCCUUUGUUGUGUGGCUCUUUCAUCCAGGACAGCGUGAGGCACAUCGUGGAGCCCGUUUCCCCUGCCAUGUCCUCGUUGGAUGAAAGAAGAGGUUGCUAUCUCCUACCUCAGCCCAUGAGCUCACCGAGUGCCGACAGCUCGUACUCGGAGGACUCGUCGGACAGCUCCGUAGACAUUCCAGUGCACCAUGCCAGGCCCGUAGUCCUCCUUUCGGACCUCAACACCGUUUACGGACACACUGGUGAAUCGGUCGUGGAUGCAUCAAGUGACGACAGCGACGUCAUUGAAGUUUCUGUCACGAACCGUAAGAAGGAAAGGCAAUGCUACAAGAAAAGUCCGCCUAAAAUAAAGAGAGAGGGAGGAAAAGUGUCAUCUAGAGAAGUGCGGCGCAGUUCCAGAGUACGAAAAUCUGAGUCAGAAAUGCCUCGGUUGACCUGCGCCGUGUCGCGGCACAGCUUGAGAAGACGUGUCAAAAACGACGCAGUGGGUAUUUAUAACGAGAGCAGUGACUCUGAGGACUUGAUCGAGUAUGCGCUGAAGUUUUCCAGCUCCGAAGAAUCUGUCUCGCAGCCAAACCUUCCACUGAAAGCGAGCAGACAUUCCAAGGAAUCCAACGGGAACGCCCAACCUGACAGGAAGUCUCCUCCAAAGGAAGCUCAGUUCACAAAAGUAAGAAAUUACAAACAAAAAAAGACUCUCAGUCUUCCUAAAACUAAAAAGGUUGAAAAAGCAAAACAGAAGCCGAUCUGCAGCGUCUCCCCAUCGGAGCAACAGACGGUUUCUGACAGUCAGGCCACAGCAGGGAAAAAACGGGUUGCAAGGCGACAAAGGAAAAGGCGCCCACAGACCGGACCUUCUGCACUGUUUUCUCCCAGAGAACCUGAAAUCCUGCUCAAAUAUGCAAAAUCUAAGGAUAAAAAGGACAGAAAACCUGCCAGCUUCUGCCCGUUUGUCCACAUGGAGCAGCAGCUGUGCAGGGUGGUCAACUACCAGGACGAAGACGGGACGAUUCCCAGCAGCAAAGGGAGGAAGACCGUCUCCAAAUCUGUGUCUGGGUUUGUCCCCUGCACGUCCUGCUUCCAGCUGGGUCGGCCCAGCUCAGACGGCAGCGGUCCGGACCAGCUGCUCUGCUGCCUGUGUGGAUGGACGGCCAACACCAUGGGCCUCGGCGACCUCCACGGCCCCUACUGGCCCGCCGUCGCUUCUCAAGACGGUCAGACGUGCAGAACCGAUCAGAACGACGGCCUGCAGAAACUCUCCAACGGCCAUUUGCCGAACUCCUCUGAGGACGACCGCAGUCCCGAUACGACUUUACUUGGAAGCGAGAAAGCCUCUCCCACUAAGGUGCCUCUUUAUCUAAGCGAGUGCUGGAUCCACGAGGACUGCGGUAUCUGGUCCGCCGGCGUCUUUCUCGUCCGGGGAAAGCUGUACGGCCUGGAGGAGGCCGUCCAGAUCGCACAGGAAACGAUCUGCUCCACCUGUCAGCAGCCUGGUGCCAUAAUGGGAUGUUUCCAGAAGGGCUGCCUGAGGAAUUAUCACUACCCAUGUGCCAUUCAGUCAGGCGCCGUCCUCAACGAAGAAAACUUCUCCAUGAGAUGUCCAGAGCACAAGAAUAAAACGUUCCCUCCUGCAGCCAGACGAGACAAGAGAUGACAGUGAAGACGUUUGGCGGCCAUGGAGGCUUGGAGAAUGCUCCACUGAUCUCCUCAGGGCACGGCGGCGGCCAUGACGGUGGGCGUGGCAGUGGCUUCGCCUCAAAGUGUUCUGAGGAACCGGAGCGGCGGAGGAACCCGCUUCGCCUGUCAUGACUGAAUCAGGGUCCACUUUAUUUAUUCCUGGAUAUUUUGACUUCUUUUCGGUUGUUUUGUUCGGUUCUUCCUGUCCGGUUUUUUGUUCGGUUCUUCUGUCCGGUUCUUCUGUUCGGUUCUUUUGUUCGGUUCUUCUGUUCGGUUCUUCUGUUCGGUUCUUCUGUUCGGUUCUUUUGUCCGGUUCUUUUGUUCGGUUCUUUUGUUCGGUUCUUUUGUUCGGUUCUUUUGUUCGGUUCUUUUGUUCGGUUCUUCUGUUCGGUUCUUUUGUUCGGUUUUUUUGUUCGGUUCUUCUGUUCGGUUCUUCUGUUCGGUUCUUUUGUCCGGUUCUUUUGUUCGGUUCUUUUGUCCGGUUCAUUUGUCCGGUUCUUUUGUUCGGUUCUUUUGUUCGGUUCUUCUGUUCGGUUCUUCUGUUCGGUUCUUUUGUCCGGUUCUUUUGUUCGGUUCUUUUGUUCGGUUCUUUUGUCCGGUUCUUUUGUCCGGUUCUUUUGUUCGGUUCUUUUGUCCGGUUCAUUUGUCCGGUUCUUUUGUUCGGUUCUUCUGUUCGGUUCUUCUGUCCGGUUCUUCUGUCCGGUUCUUCUGUCCGGUUCUUCUGUUCGGUUCUUCUGUCCGGUUCUUCUGUUCGGUUCUUUUGUUCGGUUCUUUUGUCCGGUUCUUUUGUCCGGUUCUUUUGUUCGGUUCUUUUGUCCGGUUCAUUUGUCCGGUUCUUCUGGUUCCUUUCUGCUCUCCGUUUCUCUCCGGGGUGAACCGGCUGCGUUUGGACAUCCUCACUUCAACUAGCUGCUAAAACAAGUUUAUUAUUUGAACAUAGGUAUUAUAUCAGAGUUUUAUUGAUCUCUCGGAUAACAGGCCACUUUUCUACAAGUUUUUGUACGACUUUUUUAAUCCUUCUAGUGGUUUGUGGUGUUGGUUUUCCUCCUUGAUGCAUGCACAGCUCAUAUUUGCUACAAUGCACUUUAUUACAGUUUCCUAUCAGUUAUUUAAAUCUGACAUAAAGCUGCACUACGCUACAGUUGAACUGUAAAACUACAUAGUUAAUGUCUAAACCUGGACUAUCACCUCCGGCCUUUCGGCUGCCGUUCUUCAUGAGGAUUUUUAUUUGUAUCUUGUUGGAUGAUCUGAACGGAUCUCAUCGUGUUUAUGGGUUGGAUCCCUGCUGGGACACGGAGGCUCGUUUUCUUUUGUUCUGAUCAGUUCAUGUGGUUUAAAUUAAGACUGAAAGUCUUUCUUACUCUCUGCUUCCAGGUUUUCUUAAAGUUUCUCCUUGUGUGUUUAUAUCUCCUUGUGAGACUUCUGAAGUUUUCUGUCUUUUUCUUUAGGAUAGAAAUGCACCACAAACCUUUGUGCAAAAGCAAAACAAGUCAAAUGUCGGCUUUCCAUCAAACUUUCCACAAUAAUGAAGAAAAAAAUACAAUUUACUGUUGGACUAUUGAAGUCAUCUGGCAGUUUUGUCUUUUUGUGUUGGUGUCUUUUUUAAAGGGCCGUUUCCGUCUCAACCUGCACAACCAAAGAGUUGAUAAUAAACUCUGAGGCUCUUUAUAUGUAUAUAUUUGAAAUGUUAAAUUGAUAUGUGUGACUCUGAUUUGCUCAUUGCGACCCAAAAGAAAACAAGUCCUUGGUGUCCCUCAGGGGCCUCCGUACCUACGGGGCUCCAUUCAAACCAGAAGAUGUGAUUUUAUUUAUAAACAGAAAAAGUUCCUGAUUUAAAGGUGAGCUUGUUCAGGUUGGUGCAUUUUGAUUGUCUUAUGAUUUAAACUCCCUGUCACCUCUUGACUGAACAGAAUCAUUUUAGUCACUGAUGGUUUUUUCAUAAUAAUUUAGAUUAAUUCUGCAGGGUUGGAAAUGAACAGUUUGUCAGUUAAAUUGGAAACGGCGGCAGGUUUCAUGAGGCUCCACUGCCAGGGAGGAAGAUACUGACUGUUGAUCACUAAUCUAUGGAACCCCGGCUCAGAUAAAACAGUCCAUUUAAAUCCAAACUGCUCCUUUAUGCCUCUUAAAAAGUUCAAACUUGAUGAUAAUCUACCUUCACAUUCUGGCACACAUGAAAAGCUUUUCCAUGAAUAAUCCUGAUUCUGAAACAUUCAACUUCCAAGGUGUUAAUUUUGAUAUUUAAGUUGAUGAUGGCAGUUUUUAGGCUUUCUGAAAUAUCUGAACUGCCUCCCUGGAAAGCAGCUGCUGUUGUUGCCAAGCAGCAGCAGCAGGCCGGUCAUUAUGGUCCUGUUGGUUUUGGACCUUUGGUUUCCCGCCUCGCUCUGCAAACGGCACAAAAUACAGUGAAAGCAGCUGGAAGCUGAACGGAGCUGCUGUGAUUUGACUGGACCGUCCUGUUGGACCCGGUUGAUCCUCGGCUGGUUCAGAUUAGACUGGUUUAAAUAAAGGGAUGUUUAACAGAACCGCUUUAGUUGGAUUCAUGUCUGCACUUUCCCUUAAUAAAGAUGAACAUUAUUUAAUAAAAAUAAAUAAGACAUUCA